AUGGAUUCAGAAUCGCCCCCCCAGAUGCGCAUACUGCUCCUCAACCCCAAUUCCUCCGAGGCCAUGACCAGAGGGAUGGUCCAGGCUGCCAAAUCCACACCCGUAUCCAAUUCUGUAGAGAUACACUCCAUGACAGCCAGCUCCAGAGCUCCACCGAGCAUCGACAACAGUGAAGACAUCCAAGCCAGCACAAAAGUCGUCCUGAGCGAGCUGCCAGCCGCAGAUGCUGCCCGCAAUAACUGGGAUGCCAUCCUGGUGGCCUGUUUCAGCGUCCACACCCUCGUUCCAGAGCUGUCAAAUUGGUUUGACGGGCCGGUGACGGGCAUUUUCGAAGCCAGCAUCUUGACUGCCAUGUCUCUGCUGCGGCCCGGUGAGCAGUGGGGCAUCGUGACAACGGGAAAGUUUUGGGAGAAACAUCUCUCCGAUGGCGUUUACGAAUUCCUGGGCGUCGAUGCAGCAGGCCGCAGUACCAAGUUUGCUGGUGUGGCCUCGUCGGGCCUGACGGCAGGCGACUUCCAUACCGUCCCACCGGAAGAGGUAAAGACGAAAUUGAGCCUGGCCACCAAAGGCCUCCUUGAAUCGGGCAACAUUGCUUGUGUCGUCAUGGGCUGCGGGGGCAUGGCAGGGCUGGAGGACAUUAUUCGGUCCACCGCAAAGGAUGUGUACGGGGAGAAGAGAGCCGGGGAGCUGUACAUUGUGGAUGGGGUCAAGACAGGUAUUAUGCAACUGCAUCAGAGCAUAAAUGCCGCAAAAACCUUUAAAUAG
This is a messenger RNA of Metarhizium brunneum ARSEF 3297, 765 nucleotides long. RefSeq lists its product as uncharacterized. NCBI's taxonomy places the organism in Eukaryota, Fungi, Ascomycota, Sordariomycetes, Hypocreales, Clavicipitaceae. The record is from RefSeq and is a predicted model, not a curated record.